AUGACUGCAGAUGUAGUCAGAGGUUCCUGGAUCGCUGGUGAACAUCUGGAGCAGAUUUCUAGCUACUCUGCCUCUACCACUGUCACAGAGCCUCACCCCAGGGAUCAGCAGAAUGGAGAAGAGAAGGUGGAGAAGACAGCCCUCCACUCAGAGGACAUCCGUCCUGAAAUGAAAGAAGACAUACAUGACCCCAGCUACCAGGAUGCGAAGGGCCCCCCGCCCAAGCUGGAGUACGUGUGGAGAAACAUCAUCCUCAUGUCCCUGCUGCACAUGGGAGCCCUGUAUGGGAUCACGCUGAUUCCCAGCUGCAAGUUCUACACCUGCCUCUUUGGAUUAGUGUACAAUGUAAUCAGUGCCCAGGGCAUCACAGCUAGGGCACAUCGCCUAUGGAGCCACCGAACUUACAAAGCUCGGCUGCCACUGAGGCCCUUCCUCAUCAUUGCCAACACCAUGGCAUUCCAGAAUGAUGUGUAUGAAUGGGCCCGAGAUCACCGCACCCAUCACAAGUUCACAGAAACCCACGCUGAUCCUCACAAUUCCCGUCGUGGCUUUUUCUUCUCUCACGUGGGUUGGCUGCUUGUACGCAAACAUCCAGCUGUCAAAGAGAAGGGCGGUAAACUGGACAUGUCUGACCUAGAAGCCGAGAAACUGGUGAUGUUCCAGAGGAGGUACUAUAAGCCAGCUGUCCUGAUGAUUUGUAUUAUCCUGCCCACACUGGUACCCUGGUAUUGUUGGGGUGAAACUUUUCAACACAGUUUACACAUUGCUACUUUCCUGCGAUAUGCCAUUAUGCUCAAUUUUACCUGGCUGGUGAACAGUGCUCCCCACCUCUAUGGAUAGUGCCCUUAUGACAAGAACAUUGGUCGCCGAGAGAACCCUCUUGUUUCAAUGGCAUCUUUUGGCGAGGGCUUCCACAACUACCACCACACCUUCCCUUUGACAGCCAGUGAGUACCGCUGGCACAUCAACUUCACCACGUUCUUCAUCGACUGCAUGGCCGCGCUCGGCCUGGCUUAUGACCAGAAGGAAGUAUCCAAGGCUGCUGUCUUAGCCAGGAUUAAAAGAACCGGGGAUGGAAGCCACAAGAGUGGCUGA
Messenger RNA from Nannospalax galili (Upper Galilee mountains blind mole rat), 1095 nucleotides. RefSeq names its product acyl-CoA desaturase 1-like. The record is from RefSeq and is a predicted model, not a curated record. Gene Ontology annotation, biological process: response to fatty acid; unsaturated fatty acid biosynthetic process. Gene Ontology annotation, molecular function: stearoyl-CoA 9-desaturase activity; iron ion binding; palmitoyl-CoA 9-desaturase activity. NCBI's taxonomy places the organism in Eukaryota, Metazoa, Chordata, Mammalia, Rodentia, Spalacidae. Gene Ontology annotation, cellular component: endoplasmic reticulum membrane.